AUGGCAGACACCGCAUGCGCCGGCGCGCAGCUCCCCGGCACCGCAUGCGCCGGCAUCGCCGGCGCACACCGCAUGCGCCAGCACCGCCUGCUGCGCGCACCGCAUGCGCGGGCCUCCGCGCCAGGGAAGCUCUCGACUCCCAGGAGGGCCUUCGGGCGCCCCAAGUUUCUCGAGCACGCCGAGCGCAGGCCGCUCGACGGCCACGGGAACGCCGCGCAGGGCCUCGCCCGCGAUCUCGGCCCCCAGAGUGUCCGCAGGCCUCGUGGGCUCCGCUCGUCGUCGCUGACUCUCAACGAGCUGCCCGACCUGAAGAGCCUCGCCACGGAGGCCCCUACCCGACGUGGCCUGACAGGCCGGCUCGUGGGCGAUUCGUUCACGUCGCCCGAGCUGCCCCAGAUGGGGCGGGCCAUCAGCGAGGAGUCCGGCGCCGCCGAGGUCUUCCUCGGGCCGCCCGACCCCUACGGCCUCAAGAGGACCUACUUUGGGGCCAGGGCGGGUCCGCGCGUCAGCUUCGUCCCGCCCUCGCGCACGCCCUCGAGAGUGGAGGCGGCCGCCUAG
This is a messenger RNA of Prorocentrum cordatum, 558 nucleotides long. The record is from the annotation of a GenBank genome assembly. NCBI's taxonomy places the organism in Eukaryota, Dinophyceae, Prorocentrales, Prorocentraceae.